Molecule: messenger RNA, 1101 nt
Organism: Mesorhabditis belari
Lineage: Eukaryota; Metazoa; Nematoda; Chromadorea; Rhabditida; Rhabditidae
Source: the annotation of a GenBank genome assembly
AUGCCAAUUGACUACAGUCGUUGGAAGAAAAUUGAGGUUUCGGACGACGAGGACGACACCCAUCCCAAUAUCGAUACUCCAUCACUCUUUCGAUGGCGCCACCAAGCACGCUUGGAGCGUAUGGCAGAGAAAAAGAUGCAGAAAGAAGAGAUCGAGAAAGGAAAGUCCAGCGCAAAUAACCGCAAAGAUGAAAUCAUCAAGAAGCUUGAAGGAUUGGACCUGGAAGAUAAGGAAAAACGACAGCUUGAAAUCGAAUUGGCUGAGUUAAACAAACAGGAAGAGGAAUUCAUGAAAAAGGAGAAAGAACUUGAGGAUCAAGAACGGCUUGAGCCUUGGAAUGUUGACACUAUUGGACACGAGGCCUUUUCAUCUUCUAGAAUCAACAAAGUUGCCGAAAAGAAAUCCGAUAAGCCAAAGAUCACCGAAGAGGAAGAUUCAAAGCGCAUGGCCAAAUACUUUGAAGAUAACGAAGAGCUUCUGCAGAAAUAUGGACGCCUCACUGGACUCAAGGUCUCCGAGCAAUUUAUUUUGGAGAAUCCUCGCCUGGCUAGUGAUUAUGCUGCUAAUUGGCUUACCAUUGAAUGCCUCAACCUUGCCAUUGAUGGAAAGACGGAUGACAUGUGCAACAUGGCUCGCCAAUGCAUCAUUCUUCAAUAUCUCCUGGAGCUCUCUAAAUCACUGAAUGCCGAUGCCACAAACACCAAUGUGAUCAAGAAUUUCUUCAAGAAAUUCCAAGCUGCUGAUCCUAGCUACAUGAAAAUGUAUGAAGACGAAGUUGCUCAAUUCCAAGAACGACUUCGCCGUCGUGCUAAGGACAAACGUGAUCAAGCUAUCGCUGAGUAUGAGUCUGAGGAGAAGGCUAAGCGUGUCGCCAACGCACCUGGUGGCUUAGAUCCCCAAGAAGCUUAUGAUGCCUUGCCCGAUGAGAUGAAAAAAUGUUUUGAUGACCAGAACAUUGGCUCGCUUCAAAAAUGCGCCGAGUCAAUGGAUAAGGAAGUUUUUACCUAUCAUUUGCAACGUUGUAUUGAUUCUGGUUUGUGGGUUCCUAAUGCUAACGCCGCCGCUGAAGAGGAUGAGGCCAAUCUGGAGGCCCCAAGGGAA